Argentina anserina (silverweed cinquefoil) is the source of this 1796-nucleotide messenger RNA. RefSeq names its product F-box/LRR-repeat protein At3g59190-like. The transcript has 4 exons. Lineage: Eukaryota; Viridiplantae; Streptophyta; Magnoliopsida; Rosales; Rosaceae. The record is from RefSeq and is a predicted model, not a curated record. Bases 155 to 1606 code for a protein of 483 amino acids. Gene Ontology annotation, molecular function: protein binding.
CGUCUCUUUCCUUCACUCUUUAACUUCAUCACCAGUGCUUCGUCUUCUUCCUGUGUUUGUGUCUCUCAGCAACCAACCUCGGACAGACCAUUUCAGUGCCCUGAAACCAGAACUGGGUUUAUAACCCCAUCUCAGAGUGGUUUCACAUGGUAAAAUGGCUUCAAGAUCAAAGCUUGAUAAACCAAGCAUUGAAGAUAGGCUUAGUGGGUUGCCAGAUGCAAUUCUUUGCCAUAUACUUUCCUUAAUUACAACCAGAGAGGCUGUGCAGACCAGUGUUUUGUCACAUAGAUGGAAGAAUGUGUGGGCUUCUGUUCCCAUUCUUGAUUUGGAUGAAAAAAAAUAUCACAUGGAUUAUGUUGAUCGUACUCUACCAGCCCCUCUGAGAUAUGAGUCAAGUAGUUUUGCACAGUUUGUGAAUUGUGUACUUUUGUUUCGUAGCCCCAUAAACAUACAUAGAUUCUAUCUCAAGACUACUAUGACAUCUGAUGCUUCUCUUAUAUAUGGUUGGAUAACCACUGCCAUAGAACACAAUGUUGUGGAACUUGAUCUUUGUGUGGAGAUACCUACUGAGCCACAUUUCGAGAUCCUGAGAAGCCUUUUCUUGUGUAGCACAUUGGUGAGUAUGAAGCUGUUGCUGUCCCAAGAUGUUAGUGCUAUAACUCUCGGCGUAAAAUGUUUUCCGUGUCUUAAGUUCUUCCAUGUUACAGUUUGGUGUCCUGAUUCCGAUUCCAUGGAGAAGCUUUUUUCUUGCUGCCCUGCACUUGAACAUUUGAUUAUAGAUGGACAACUUGACGAUGUGUCCGCUUAUGAUAUAAAUAUCUCUGGACCUAAGCUGAAAAGAUUGCAGAUUAGCUUCACUGUGCAUAAGUUUGAUAUGAGAUCUAAUGUUGUAAAUUAUGUGUGCCAAGUAUUCGUCAAUGCUGAUGCUCCAACUCUUGAUGAGUCGGAUAUCUACUAUGACUUUUCUGUGAGCUAUUCUCUGAAGGAUGCCAAAUGUAUGAGGAAAGCCAAGAUAGACUUCUUAGAUGUGGAUGAGCUUGAUAACCUCCAUUGUUUUGUUGGCCUUAAUGAUCGUGUCCACAUGCUCUUUGCUGGAAUUGUUAAUGUUAAACAUUUGUCAGUUUCAGCCGCACUCUUGGGGGCACUUGACAUUACAGAUCAACUUCUUCUGCCUACGUUUGAUCAUUUAAACCACUUAGUGUUGCAACUUCAAACGUGUUGCUGUUUGCAAUCAUUGCCAACUUUGCUCAAGCUAUCACCGAAUUUGGAACAUCUUGUGUUUGAAAAUAACACCAAGUUUUGUGCUGAUGACAACGAGAACGAGUUUGUACAUGAAUGGGGUGUGCCAGAGUUUGCACCUGCUCGUUUGUUUUCACAUCUCAAGACUAUUUGCCUACGGGAUUUCAUGGGGUGUCCAAAUGAGAUGGAAGUGGCAAAGUACUUGCUGAAGAACGGGAAGGGUUUGCAUAAGGUGACUAUUUAUGUUCGCUUUAGUGAAGAGAAAGAGAUGAAGUUACGGCCUCAUAUUGUUGCCUUAUGCACAGAAAUUUCCAAGUUCCCUAGGGGUUCAAAGACUUGUGAAAUAGAUUAUCAGAAUUUUACCUAGAUCCCCUUUUUGGUAAGAUAUGAAACUACCAAAGGCCUUAAUUUAGGUGUAAUUGAUCAUACUUGGCUCGUGCGACAAUGAAGAGAUCAAGUUAUAGCUUCAGUUGCCACCUUAUGAUCAGAAGUUCUAAAGUCCCAAAAGGGUUCAACAAUUUGUGGAAUUACUUUUAUAUGAUAAUAGUUCACAACUU